Molecule: messenger RNA, 993 nt
Organism: Vigna angularis (adzuki bean)
Lineage: Eukaryota; Viridiplantae; Streptophyta; Magnoliopsida; Fabales; Fabaceae
Exons: 6
Coding region: 210-746 (178 amino acids)
Biological process (GO): vesicle-mediated transport
Cellular component (GO): membrane
Source: RefSeq, a predicted model, not a curated record
UAGAAAACAGAACAGAGAGAAAGCUGCUACAUGAGCUUGGUUUCAGUGAAGUGGAGUCGUUGUUGUGAUAUCUCCAUCGAAAUUCCACACAAUUUCUGAAAAUCUAAGCAACUUCACCACUUAGUUACCGUUUGUUCCCAUAACCACAGAUCCACCGUUUUGUUUUUUCAUUCUAUUUUUCCGUUUUCCCGAAAAAGUGUGGGAAAACAAUGGAAACGAUGAACAAAGCCUUCGAGAAAGUGAAGAUAAUGGUGGGAAUGGACGUCGAAGACGAAGAGCAGCAAGCUGCAGCAUUGGAAAACAGCAGCUCAUUCGCCUUUGUGGACGAUUUCAACCGCAACUGCACCUUGUCCACCACACAGAGACUAUAUGGUUUUGCCAUAUGCUUUGCUGCUGGAUUAACUUGUACACUAUUGUCUAUGCUUGUUUUCUUCAAGCCAAUCAAGUUUGCAAUAGCAUUUACUCUUGGUAAUUUGCUUUCACUUGGAAGCACAGCAUUCCUGAUAGGUCCUAAGAGGCAAGUGACAAUGAUGCUUGAUCCUGUUCGUAUAUAUGCAACUUCCAUAUACAUUGCAAGUAUGAUAAUCGCCUUGUUUUGUGCUCUGUAUGUCCAUAACAAGUUACUGACAUUUCUUGCACUUAUUUUGGAGUUUGGGGCACUUGUUUGGUAUAGUUUGAGCUACAUCCCUUUUGCGAGGUCCAUGGUUUCAAAGAUCAUGGCUUCAUGCUUUGACACUGAAUUUUAGGCUAUAAACUCAAAAGAUUGUGGCAUUGUCGGUCAAACUCACUUCAUUGACACCCUCAAUAUCCCUUGAAGUCCUAAAGAAAAGGGUUUCUGCCGCUGAAAUACAGUUAUGAAUUAUGAUUUUCUUUAUUGUCUGCUCUUUCCUUUGGUGGAGUCUUGUACAGGUUCUACCAGAUUGUUAGACUUAAAAUGUUGUGCAUUUGUAUUAUGUUGUCAAUGAGCUAAUGUAAAGAUUUUCGUUUCUCUCA